Molecule: messenger RNA, 1587 nt
Organism: Cydia amplana
Lineage: Eukaryota; Metazoa; Arthropoda; Insecta; Lepidoptera; Tortricidae
Gene: Traf-like
Product: TNF receptor-associated factor 3
Exons: 10
Coding region: 14-1564 (516 amino acids)
Biological process (GO): protein K63-linked ubiquitination; tumor necrosis factor-mediated signaling pathway
Molecular function (GO): protein binding
Source: RefSeq, a predicted model, not a curated record
GACCAAUGACAAAAUGAGUGCUGUGGAUGAUAAGAAAUCAAUGGACAGCGAGUGCUAUUUCUGCAAUGAGUUGUUUGAAUUGGGACAGUUACAGAGCCACCUGAAGCUAUGCGGCAGCAUCUUGGAGCAGUGCCCGCUGCGCUGCGGCGCCUGGAUCCAGAGGAAGCACAAGGAGACACACGUGAAGGACUGCCCGAAGAUGGAAAAGAAUCGCUCCACAUCAUCACCGUCACACGCUCGCAACGCUGACCCUUCCCCUCCAGAACCCAUCAAGAACCACACGUGGUCCCCCAGGGCAGUGCAGCUGGAUGACUGCGUCACUUAUCUUGAGAAGGAGGUCGCUAAUAUUAAACUAGUCAUCACAGAAGAAGUGAACUACCGCGACGUGCAAGCCUCAGAACUCGAGAACCUUCGCUCGAAGCUGGUCCUAGUGGAGGAGCGAAGUCAACACUUCCUUUCGACGCUUGUGUCUUUGCGUGCAGCUGUGGAUGAUGAGGCGGAGCGUGCUGCCAACUGGGCUGCACAGUUUAAACAUGACCUGGCUAAUGUGCAGCUAGCUUUACAGGAGCUGCAGAGUCAGCAGCUGACGACAGCGAUGCGGCUCGAGAGUACAGUCAGCAGCUUAUUGCACGAGCAACAUGAACGCGAGCUUUUGGAGACAGCGCUCACGCAGCAUGAUAACAGGAUACGUGCCGUUCAUAAGCUAGAGGCAGUAAUCGAUUACAUAAAACAGACGGUUGAAGAGGAGCGCGCGCGCAACUCCGAGAGCCGCGCGGCGCUCGAGCAGGAGCUGGCGGAGGCGCGCAGGUCGUCGGCGCAGUUAGGGCAACUGGCAGCAGUCACGGCGCAGCUGCAGGGCGCCGCUCAUGACAGGCCGGAAGUGGACCGCCUAGCAGUCCUCGAGCUGGCAACCACGGAAGCUCGCGCCGAAACCGCUGAGCACGCGGCCCGCGUGGAUAUCGUCGCGAGAGACAUGCGGGCUCUCACCAAGUCGUACCUUAAGCUGAGGAGCGAGGUGGCAGACUUCCAGGCGAGGGUGGGCUUCGAGAGGGCGGAGUUUGGGAGCGAUGAUGGGCACCUUAUCUGGCGAAUUGACAACUUCACGGGGCGGAUGAAGGACGCAAAAACAAAUGACACUGUGCUCACCAGCCCAUUGUUUCGAACUAGCAAAUACGGAUACACUUUGAAGGCGGAAUUGAACCUUAACGGCAUCGGAAAAUGGAGGGGGCGGCACAUAACGUGUACCGUGCGUCUAGUCGGCGGGCCUUACGACGCGCUGCUGGAGUGGCCCUGCGACAUAGCGAUCAACAUUGUGCUGCGGGAUCAACCUAAUAACCGGAAUCAGGCGAUGGACAUAGUAAAAUCCCUCCAGCUCCGUCGUAAAUCGUCGUCCAAACGUCACGACUACGACUCCACCGACGAGAAGACGCGCUCCACGGAGGCUCUCGACAAGACCGUCACACAACUGAAGAGGCAGUACAUCUUCAUACCUCACACCAGCUUGGACAAGUUCGAGUAUGUUAAGGGUGAUACGGUGUUCUUUGAGUUUAUUGUCAACCAAUAAUUAACCAGCACAACUCAGUAAAC